Messenger RNA from Helobdella robusta, 1029 nucleotides. RefSeq lists its product as hypothetical. The coding region runs from base 1 to 1029 and encodes 342 amino acids. The transcript is spliced from 2 exons. NCBI's taxonomy places the organism in Eukaryota, Metazoa, Annelida, Clitellata, Rhynchobdellida, Glossiphoniidae. The record is from RefSeq and is a predicted model, not a curated record.
AUGGCUGGUCGGUCGGUUGUUGCUAGUGAAUUUUUGUGCUUUUUGACAAAUAAUUGGAAUAAUUUCGAUAACGAAACUUUUAUUUUGAAUGUAGUGGAUUUCUAUUAUGUCGACGAAGUUACUGCUGCAAUUAAAAUUUUGAAAAAUGAUUUGGAAUUGUUAAAAAUUAAAGAAUUGCAAUCAGAAUCAGUGGAUAAGUUUCAAUUUCGCGGAAUAAAUAAAAAAGACAAAAUUUUUGAAUGUGUUGAAUUGCUAAAAAUUUUGAAGUUAGAAGGUUUUAUUGAUAAAUGUUCAAUAUAUUCAGCUGUUAAUCUGUUGUGGAUACCAAAUAUUACUAACUGGCUGAAUUUUAGUUUUCAAAAGAUCACAAAUGAAAUCGAAGCCAUGUUUAGUGUACAACAAACGGCCAUAAUAGAAGCGUUAGAUACGAAACAUACUGGCUUGCUGGACAACAUACGCUCUAUUGUCUCCAAUCAUACGACAACGUUGCAGGACAUAGAAAAGGCUUUUACAACAAGCACUAUACCAUUGAAUAAAUCUGAAAUGUCUACAGUUUUAAGUGACGUAUUGAAAACAAAUUUAUCAACCAAUGCCACAAAUAAAACUUCAACUACAAAUUCAUGGGCAGAUAAAAACGUCGAUGGCUUUCAACUUGUUCAGAAAGUCAAGAAAAAAAGAAAGUCAGAUGAUUCUCCUCCAGUUCUUCAAACAAUAAACAACAAAAUAGAAUCUAAAAAAUCUAACAAAGUAUUUGGCACUGGUACGAACUGUCUCUUGAAAGCAUCUAAAGUAAUAGAGAAAAAAAUUGUUUAUUAUGUAGGUAAUGUUGACUCGUGCAAAAAAGAUGUCAUCGAAAACCAUCUAAAAACAAAUAACAUAAUCUUCAACCAAUGUUUCCCAGUCUUGCGAAAAAGAAACCUUUUAAACAAUCCUCCAGAUAAUCAUCUAGACAACCCCGUGGUAGAUCAAAACCCAUUAGUCGAGUCUACGGCAUUUAAAAUAAUUCUGCCAAUCAGCCAGUUAUCCUAA